Molecule: messenger RNA, 1746 nt
Organism: Marchantia polymorpha subsp. ruderalis
Lineage: Eukaryota; Viridiplantae; Streptophyta; Marchantiopsida; Marchantiales; Marchantiaceae
Source: the annotation of a GenBank genome assembly
CUAACUAUACCCAUUGAACAAAGGUCUAUUUCAGAAAAUAUUACAGUGAAUUAGUUUGUGAUAUCUUUUAUAGAAUAAGGGCUUCAAAUGCCACUCGUUCAUAUUUUCUAUCGAUUGCAUAAUAUCUGACGCCGAACGAGAUCCCCCAGUCGUGAUGUUAUCAGAUCCUAGCUCACUGUUUCGCUAUAUUCAAUCGCAUUCCUCUCGACGGCGUAUCCCCAAUUCCUCCGUGAAGAAAACUGCAAUCGUUCCCCCUCGCUGAUAUUGAGGCAAUCGCUUCACACAGCUCACUGAGAUCCGCACCACGUGCACACUGCCCAUGGUUGCUGCCACUUGCUCGGAACCAGCCGCCCACCACACUCCAUUCGCGAAAUCGCUUCUCGGUUCACGGAUCUUAGACAUUUGGUUGCGACGACGAAAUCGAUUGCGAAGGCCGAGGCGUGGGUCCCAAGGGUUUCCUUUUGCGCACAACGGGCGCUAAACCCCCCCCUUUUCCUCCCUCGCUCUCGCGCUCGCUCGCUCGCUCGCAAAACCUCGGGCCAUAACGUUCGCCUCGCUUCUUGUCUUCUUGCUGGCUCGUGGGCCGCUGGUGUGUCAGUCAGUCAGCCCUAGCGACAUUCGACCGGGCUCGUAGAGCUCGUGAUAAGUUUAGCAGUUUUCCUCGAGCUGCACUUUGGUCGCGUUCCGCUUCCGCCUCUGGGAUCGGAAAUCGUGUAAUUUCGAUUGCGAGUGCGUGUCGGCGCUCGAGCGCGAGGGAGCCAUGGUGUUGCCGGCUGUGAAAGCAGCAGCUGCUGCGGCCGCCAAGGCUGCGAAGAAGGCUGCUCCCAAAGUGCCCAAGGCUCCGGGAGCCGUGGGCAGUCACGGCCUGACCAAGGCCUUCACCGUUUCUCCCGCCUUGAAGAAGUUCGUCGGUACUGCCGAAAUCAGUCGGACCGAGACGAUGAAGAAGCUUUGGGCGUAUAUUAAGGACAAGAACCUUCAGGACCCUAUGGCAAAGAGAGAAAUAGUUUGUGAUGAGACUUUGAAGCAACUCUUUCCCGAGAAAGAACGAAUCAACUUUCUUGAGAUCCCACGGUUGCUAUCAGCCCAUUUUCCCAAGAAGGGCCAAUCCUGAUCUCUUUCGACGAGAUAUCCUGUACAUUCAGUGUCGAAUCACCCGCCAGUGAAAAUGGCUGUGCAUACUUUUGGGAGCAAAAGACUAUUGUCAUGAACUUGAUUCCAGGAGCACUCCCCGAGGAACUUUUAUGUUGGGUAACAUUUUAACUGCAGUCAGUUUGAUCUGUCCUUUUCAUCAUAAGGUCCGAAGUGUUACAGACAGGCUUGGCUUGAUACUCAGCGAGGAUAGUCGAUGACAAUCUACACGGAAUCUAGAGAACGCGAAGAGUCGGUCACGUAGAAUCAGAUGCUCUAUGCAUAUGCACUGUCUAUAUCCAGCACUCUCGUCUUGGUGACCAAUGUUUUUGGAUCAGCUUCUGAUGGUUAUGAUAAAGAAUCCAGUGAGAGGUGGAUAUGCUCCUACAAGCACGCAUGUAUGCGAAGUUUUCCUUCAAUCUGCACUCCGAAAGAUUCAGGAAAGCAGCAGUACACUUGUGAAAAUUAUGUACUUAAGAGAGAGUCUUUGCUGUGAAUAUGCCAGAUAGGGCGAGUUACGCCUCCCUGGAAAUGCCACCUUGCAACAUCCCCGUCGUGGGACUUUCUGUGUGAAAUUUUUACAUUUUAUCUUCUAUCAUGGCUGGCCUGGCCAAA